AUGAGCUUUCGUAGUCACGAAACGAGCGAAAAUAUCGAAAACCCGCUCGUAGAGCCGAGCGAAGCUAUACUACAUAAUGCAAAACAAGAUGCCUGCGAACAGGCAACUACAGAACAGGCAACUACAGCACAGGAAACCCGAGAGCGUAAAAUGACAGAGAAAGGUAGAGAAUAUGUCUGUUCGUUGAAAAGAAAAGCAGCCCUCGAUAUCAAGGAAGAGUUUUUGAAAGAACUGUUUAAUUUUGAGAAAAAGAUUGCAGAUUUCAAUGGUGUUGUUGAACUUAAUAAACAAAUAACAUUGUUAUCAGGGAAAAUGAAUUUUGUUAGCAAGGCCCUUCAUGAAUGGUUGAAAUUAUCCUUAGAUGAGAAUGAAAUUCGCGAAGUCAUAGGAAUGCCUACAUUUUUGUCUGAUAAAUUGUUGAGCACCCAGAGCUGGGCUCAAGAAUAUGCAGUGAAGUUUAGUCAGCAAAAGCAAGAAACAAUUUCUACAACAUCCCGAUGA
This is a messenger RNA of Paramuricea clavata, 501 nucleotides long. Lineage: Eukaryota; Metazoa; Cnidaria; Anthozoa; Malacalcyonacea; Plexauridae. The record is from the annotation of a GenBank genome assembly.